GCGCAGGGCGGGUACUAGGCCAGGGGUGGAGGCUGCUGUUGCCCUAGCAACAGCUACGGAUACCGGAGGCGGGCGCGGCCGCGGAGGGAUCGGCUUCUGAGAUCUCUCGCUGCUUAGAAGGUGCUGGGAGAGGCGGGAGCCAGGCCUGGGAAGUCGGCGCCCUCGGAGAGAGGGACAGGGCCAUGGCUGAGGUGCACGUGAUUGGGCAGAUCGUGGGGGCCACUGGUUUCUCAGAAAGUAGCCUCUUCUGCAAGUGGGGCAUCCACACAGGGGCGGCAUGGAAGCUACUGUCGGGCGUGCGGGAGGGCCAGACGCAGGUGGACACCCCCCAGCUGGGGGACACGGCCUACUGGUCCCACCCCAUCGACCUGCACUUUGCCACCAAAGGCCUCCAAGGCUGGCCCCGGCUCCAUCUCCAGGUGUGGUCCCAGGACAGCUUCGGUCGCUGCCAGCUUGCUGGCUAUGGCUUUUGCCAUGUGCCCAGCAGCCCCGGCACCCACCAACUGGACUGCCCCACAUGGCGGCCCCUGGGCAGCUGGCGGGAGCAGCUGGCGCGGGCCUUCGUGGGUGGCGGACCACAGCUGCUGCAUGGGGACACCAUCUACAGCGGGGCUGAUCGCUACCGCCUGCACACGGCUGCUGGCGGCACAGUGCACCUCCAGCUUGGCCUGCUGCUGCGCCACUUCGACCGCUACGGAGUUGAGUGCUGAGGGACUCCGCCUGCAACAUCUGGCCCCCACCCACGAUCGACGCCUGAUGAGGGACGGGACGGUACAGUGGCCAGGAGCUUGGGAUCUGGUGUCGACUGGAACUGACUCCAGCCAAGGCAUGGUGUAGCUACUUCAAGCCAGUGAUUGUGCCUCUUGGCCCCAGUUUUCCUAUCUGUAAAAUGGGGGUCGCGAGGGCGGGGGUCAUGGGGCUUGCGUGAGAAGGGGCUGCGUAGCACAUGGGAGAUGCACAAUAAAGGAGCGAUUCUUACAGGUGUACCUGCCUUCUUGACUUGAUCUGA
Messenger RNA from Trichechus manatus latirostris (Florida manatee), 1009 nucleotides. It is a transcript of the gene B9D2, whose product is annotated as B9 domain containing 2. Gene Ontology annotation, biological process: cilium assembly. The transcript is spliced from 4 exons. The coding region runs from base 183 to 710 and encodes 175 amino acids. Lineage: Eukaryota; Metazoa; Chordata; Mammalia; Sirenia; Trichechidae. The record is from RefSeq and is a predicted model, not a curated record. Gene Ontology annotation, cellular component: MKS complex.